Molecule: messenger RNA, 1969 nt
Organism: Vespula vulgaris
Lineage: Eukaryota; Metazoa; Arthropoda; Insecta; Hymenoptera; Vespidae
Gene: Iyd
Product: iodotyrosine deiodinase 1
Exons: 4
Coding region: 1059-1904 (281 amino acids)
Molecular function (GO): oxidoreductase activity
Source: RefSeq, a predicted model, not a curated record
ACCACCACCUCCUCCUCCUCCUCCUCCACCUCCUCCUCCUCCUCCUCCACCUUCUCCUCUUUCUCCUCUUCUUCCUUUACGACGACGUACGACGACAAUCUUCUCGACGACAGUUACGGCAAAGGAUGAUACACCGACGGGACAAUAGAACUCGCACGAAAUUCGCAUGAUACCUGACAAAAACCGUCUGAACUCGACGUCUCUUUCUAUCUCUCUCUCUCUCUCUCUCUCUCUCUCUCUCUCUUUCUCUUCCUCUCUCUCUCUCUCUCUCUCUCUCUCUCUCUCCCUUUCUCUUCAUCUCUCGCGCGCGCACGUCUUGCCAAGUAUAACCAUUACAAACGGACGGACGGACAGAUGAACGGGGCACGUUUUUCGGUGUCGCGCGCCUGCACACGGUGUUGUUACGCUCGUCCAUAAGCAUUUCUUAUUGGUCGGAACGUUAGGACCAAUCGUAAGGCUUUGUUAAUCGGUGCGCGCCAACGACGGUCGCGCCGCCUCGCGGUACACUAUCGAACUAAUCGCGAGAAGAAAUUAUCAAAGAUUAAAGCGUGAAAAUAGACCGAGUUUUAUCUACACUCUUCCUUUUUUCUUUUGUGUAUGUGUGUGUGGGUUUUUUUUACAUUGUUUUAUCUUCUAUCGAUUAAAUUUUUUCUUUUAAUAUAUACAUAUAUGUUUAAAUAUAUAUAUAUUUAUAUUACUUAUAUAUUCAAUAAGUAAAUAUAUAUAUAUAUAUAUAUUUAUAUUUAUAUAUUCGUUGCGUGUUUAACGUUAAUACAAAAGAUAUAUGGACAUACAAUAUCGAUUCGAUUAAUUUCUUUUCUUCAUCGUGACCCAUUAUAGUAAAAUAUUGCGUAUCAUACUUUUGCAAUUCCAUCGACUCUUCUCACUAAGAAUUUUACAUAACUGAGGAAAUACAACAUACACUUUUCAUCAGAUGUGAGUUAUUAUAUUUUCAUAGUGGAUAAAAAUCAUAUUCGUUUGUCGUUGAAAAAGAAGAUCGUUGAAUCAAGCUCGUAACUUUUCCGAUUUUCGUUUCGUUGGUCGUCAUCAAAUCGAUAAUGUUAUCGGAAGCUGUACCGUUUUGUUCAAAGUAUUGGUAUCAUAUCGUUAUCUUUUUUGUGUGCUUUUGUUAUUUCUACGGAGAUAUACAUCGUCAAAUUAAACGAAGAAUUUCGCCGAUUUUUACAAAGGUUUUUAAAUAUCCAGAUGGUAUCAGAACGGAUCAGAACGAAGCAUUAGACGAAGUGACGGAUAUUAUAGAUAAUGACGAAGAGGAAUUCAUGGAGUCUGCUUUACCGAAAGAUUUAAAACACGUACCUUAUCAGUAUGUUAAACCAAACGAGAAGGAAUUGUUAAGACGAGCGAAUAAAUUUUUUGAAAUAACAAAUGCGAGAAGAACGAUAAGAUAUUUUGACGAAGAAAAUGUUCCGAAAGAAGUAAUACGUUAUAUUAUUAAAGCUGCAGGCACUGCUCCCAGUGGUGCUCAUACAGAACCAUGGAGUUUCGUAGCUGUAUCGAAUAAAACAAUGAAAAGUCGUAUUCGUGAGAUCGUUGAAAGAGAGGAAGAAAUUAAUUAUAAAAAAAGAAUGGGAAAAAAAUGGACGUCGGAUCUACGUCCAUUGAGGACUAACUGGAUCAAGGAAUAUCUCACGACCGCGCCAUAUUUGAUUCUAGUUUUUAAACAGGUUUACGGCAUCUUACCGAAUGGAAAAAGAAAGUACACCGGUCUGGUCACUUUAACUUCUACACCUUUAAAUUGUGGCCCAGCGAUACGUACUCUACUUGGACGUCCCUCUAACGAAAAGUUGCUUUUAUUAUUACCCGUUGGUUAUCCUGCAAAGGAUGCUACCGUUCCUGAUCUUCAACGCAAAUCAUUAUCGGAGAUCUUAACAGAAAUCGAAUAAUAUUGGUUGCCUGUUUUGUAACCUUUUCAAUAAAAUUAUUAUCAAUCUGUCAUCAGUAUUGAAAA